AUGGCUUCCCGAGGCGGCAUGUACGCCAAAAUGGCAGCAGUGUACGGUAUCACCUAUACCUAUUCCUAUAUCCAGACUACAACCCUUCCCUCGCCUCAUGCCCUCACCCCCUCCGAAGGCGAGGUCUUCAAAAGUUUCAGCCCGGAUUUACAAAAGCGCAACCUCGAGCUCCGGGACCAGCGGACAAAGGACUAUGAAAUCUUCCUGAGCCAGCUCAAGGAAUACAGCAAGUCCGACAAACCCAUAUGGGUCGCCGCGGCCGAAGCACAAGCCAAAGCGCGGGAAGAGUUACAAGUCAAAGAGGCUCAGGAGAAGUCGCUGCAGCAGAAAAUGAGGGAGGAGAUGAGAGCCGCUCAGGUGCAGGGGAGAUAG
Messenger RNA from Exophiala spinifera, 372 nucleotides. RefSeq lists its product as uncharacterized. Gene Ontology annotation, biological process: mitochondrial respiratory chain complex III assembly. Bases 1 to 372 code for a protein of 123 amino acids. The transcript has 2 exons. NCBI's taxonomy places the organism in Eukaryota, Fungi, Ascomycota, Eurotiomycetes, Chaetothyriales, Herpotrichiellaceae. The record is from RefSeq and is a predicted model, not a curated record. Gene Ontology annotation, cellular component: mitochondrial membrane.